AUGGCUGUCAGAGCUGGUUCCCUGUGCAGAGCGGCAGGCUGGCACAGUGAUGAGGAUAAUGAUGUCUUUGUGUCACAUCAAAUCACACAGCGGGAGACGGAAGGCCGGGCCCAGGGGCCCUUUGGCCACAGAGUGGGGGGGUGGGGGGGGGGGGGCGGGGCGGGGGCGGGGGGGAGUGGGGGGGGGGGGGGGGUAGGGGGGGUGGGUGGGGGAUGGGUUGUGGGGGUGGGGAGGGCGGGGAGGGGGGGGGGGGGGGCGGGGGUGAGGGGUGGGGGGGGGGGGCGGGGUGAGGGUGGUGGGGGGUGUUGGCUCGGGUGUGCAGCGGGGUUGGAGGUGGAGGGUGGGGUGUGGGGGGGGGAGUGGGUGGGGGGGGUGAGCCGGUGGCGGAGGGCGGGGGGGGGGGGGGUUGUGCUGGGGUUGGGAAGGGGAGGGGGGGGUAGUUUUUGGGGGUGGUGGGGGAUGUUUUGGGGGGUGGUGGGCGGGCUGCGGUUGGGUGGUGCGUGGUGGGGAUUGGUUGGGGGGUGGUGGGGGUGCGGGAGGGGGGGGGGGGUGAGGGUGAGGGGUCGGGGGUGGGGUGGGGGGGGGGUGGUGGUGGGGGUGUAUAGGUCGGGGGAGGCCGGGGAGGGGGGGGAGGGCGAGGGGGGGGAGGGGGGGGGGUGGGUGGGGGGGGGGGGGGGGUGGGGGGUGGGGAGUAGGGCCAAGUGGGGGGGGGGGGGGUGUGGGGAGGGGGGGGGGUGGUGGGGGGGGGGUGGUAGGGGGGGUGGGGGGGGGGGGAGGGGCGGGGGGUUGGGCUGGGUUGGAGGGGGGACGAGGGGGCGGGUGGCGCGAGGGGAGGUGCGGGUGGGGAUGGGUGUUUUGGGGGGGGCGGGGAAGGGGGGUGGGGGGGGGACGGGGGUGGGGUUUGUGCUGGGCGGGGGUGGUGUGGUGGGGGCGGGGGUCAGGGUGGUGGGGGGUGGGUGGGGGGGGAUGGAGGGGGGGGGGGGGUUGUGGGGGUGGGUCGGCGUGUGGUGGCUGAGGGGGUGCUGGAGGGGGGGUGGGGAGGGGGGGGGGGGUGAAGGGGGGUGGGGUGGAGGGGGGUGGGUGGGGGGGGGUGGGGGGGGUGUGGUCUGGGGGUCUGGGGUGGAGGUGGGGCGGGGGGGGUUGUGGGCGGGACGGGUGUGGUGGGUUUUGGGUGGUGGCGCGGGUUGGGGGGUUUGGGGGUGUGUGGGGUCUGCGGGGGGUGGUAGGUUGGCGGGGGGUGGGGGGGGGGGGGUGGGGCGGGGGGAGGGCGGGGAGAGGUUGGGGGGUGGGGGGGGGGGGGGGACGGGUGUAGUGGGGGGGGGGGGGGGGGGGGGGGGUGGAGUGUGGGGUGGGGUGGAUGGGUGGGACGGGGGGGGUUGGGGGUGGGUAGGGUGUGCGGCGCUGGGGUGGUGGGGGGCGGGGGGGAGGGUAGCGUGGGGUGGGAGGGGCGGGGAGGGGGGGGUUCGGGGGGGGGGUGGGGGGGGGGGGACUGGGUUGGCGGGUAGGACGGGGUGUGGGGUGGGGGAGCGGGGGGGGUGGGGUGGGGGGGGACGAGGGGGGAGGGAGGGGUGGGGUGGGGGUGGGGAGGGGGGGGGGGGGGGGUGGGGUGGGGGCGGGGUGGGGGUUGGUGGUGAGGGGGCAGGGUGCGGGUGGGGUGGGACGGGGGGCGGGUGGUGGGAGGGAGGUGGGGGGUGGGGGGGGGGGGUGAAUGGGGGGGGGGUGGGGUGGGGAGGGGGGGAGGGGGGUGACGGGGGGGGUGGGGGGGGGCGGGAGAGAGAUGGGGGGGGGGAAGGGGAGGAGGAGGCCGGGGGUGGUGGGGCGGGGGGGGGCGGGUGGUGGGGGGGGGGGGUUGGGGUGUGGGGGGUGAGGCUGAGCUGGGAAGGGUUGGUGGGGUUGGUGGGGGAGGGGUGGGGGAAUCGAGUUAUUGGUGGGUGGUGUUGUGGGGGGAGUCGGGAUGAGGGGCGAGCGUUAGAGACCGGUCGGGGGGGGGGGGGCGGGGUGCGUUGGGGAGGGGGGUGUGGGUGGUGUUGGGUGUGGGGGAUGCUGGGGGGGGGUGGUGGGGGAGGUGGUGUGGGGGGGGGGGGCGUGGGGGGGGGGGGGGGAUUUGGGGGGGGUGUGGGGGGGGGUAGGGUGGGGGCGAGGUGGACGGGGGGUGUGGCUUGGGGGGGGGGGAUUGUGUGGGCGGGGGGUGGUGUGCGGGUGGGGGGGGAGGGUUUUGGGCUGGAGGGGUGGGGUGGUUUGGGGGGGAGGGUGGGUGGGGGGGCUGGGGGUAGAUUGGGGGGAGUGGGUGGGGGGGGUGCGGAGGGGGGGGGGGGGGGUGGGGAGGCCGGGUUUGGGUUGGGUUUCUCGGGGGGGGUGUCGCGCGAGGCGGGGGCGUGGGUUUGGCCGGAAAGGAGGUGGGAGGGGGGUGGGUGCGGGACGGGGGUGGGUUGGGCGCUGUGGGGGGGGGGCGAGCGGGGGGGGGGGGGGAGGGGGGGGGUGGGGGGGCGCGGUAAGGGCGUGGGGGGGGGGGGGGGGCUGGUGGGGGGGGGGGGGGGGUGGGUGGGGGUGGUGGGGGUGGAGGGGGGGGGGAGGGGGGGGGGUGUGGGUGGGGGGGGGGGGGUGGGCGAGCGGGGGGGGGGUUUGUUUGUGGGGGGGCGUAGGGGGGGUGGGGGUUGGGGGCUGUGGGGGGUGCGGGGGGGGGUGGGUGGUGGGGUGAGGGGGUGGUGGGGGGGUGGGGGGCGGGGGAACGGCGUUGUGUGCGGGCGGGUGGAGUCGGGGGGGACGGUGAGGGGAGGGGGGAGUGGGGGGGGGGGGGGCGGCCGAUGUGGGGGGGGGGGCGGGGGGCGGUCUGUAGGUUGGGGGGGGGAGGAGUUGAGGUGUGGUGGUGCGGGGGUGUGUCGGGGGUGGGAGGGGGGGGUGGGGUGA
This is a messenger RNA of Knipowitschia caucasica, 2907 nucleotides long. Lineage: Eukaryota; Metazoa; Chordata; Actinopteri; Gobiiformes; Gobiidae. The record is from the annotation of a GenBank genome assembly.